AUGACUGUGCUUCACGAAUACGACCUUGUCAUCACGAACGGGGUUUGUGUGACGGCAUCCGAUAUCGCUACAUAUGAUGUUGGGAUUAAGGAUAAGAAAAUCGCGAUUCUCGCCCCAUCGGGAAUGCUGGCCAAUGCAAGCACGAAGAAACUCAUCGACGCCGAGGGUGGCUUCGUGAUGCCGGGAGGCAUUGAUUGUCAUGUGCACCUUCAGGAACCGAGCAUGUUUGGCAAGGGCUCGUCAGCGGAUAGUUACGAAUCUGGAACUCGAUCUGCCAUUGCAGGAGGCACAACGACUAUCGUGUCGUUUGCUCCCCAGCAGAAACAUGAAGACUCGCUUCUCGCUGCUCUCAAUGCCACACACAAGCUAGCUAGUGGCAGCUGCUACUGUGACUAUGGCAUGCAUCUCCUGGUCUCAAACCCAGGUCCAAAAGCCAUCUCGGAGCUGAAACAGAUCAAAGAGGAAGAGGGAGUCAGCUCUCUGAAGAUCUACAUGACGUACACAGCGCUGCAACUGAGCGACUAUCAGAUUCUGACUAUUCUUCUGGCCUGCCGAGAGAAUAAGAUCAUUACCAUGAUCCACGCCGAGAAUGGUGACGUUUUAAACUGGCUCACGGACAAGCUCGAGGAGAAGAAGCUAUUCGCACCGAAGUAUCACAGCAACUCGCGGCCGCCGAUUUUGGAGGCAGAGGCCACCAAUCGCGCGAUUGCUCUCUCAUCUUUGAUCAACAACACUCCAAUAUUGCUCGUCCACGUCAGUGAUCCCGGAGCCACAUUCCGGAUCAGGGAAGCGCAGACGCAUGGCCAGCCCAUCUUUGCUGAAACAUGCCCUCAGUACCUGUUCCUGACGCGAGAUGAUCUCGACAAGCCCGGCUUUGAGGGAGCGAAGUGCGUCUGCUCGCCACCGCCGAGGAACGAAGCUGACCAGAAGCUCAUCUGGAAAGGCCUGAGGAACGGCACAUUCUCGGUCCUGAGCUCGGAUCACUGCCCGUUCAGAUUUGACGACGCCGAAACGGGAAAGAAGACAUGCAUUACACAUGAGCAUCCCGUGGGCCGGUUUAAGUACAUUCCCAACGGCAUCCCGAUGAUCGAGACCCGGCUUCCCGCUACGUUUUCUGCCAGCAAUAUGACUGUCACAAAGUUUGUCGAGGUCACUUCUACAAAUGCAGCAAAGUUGUAUGGAAUGUACCCGCGCAAGGGAGCCAUGAUUCCUGGGGUCUCUGAUGCCGACUUGGUCAUCUGGUAUCCGGAGAGUAAGAAGCCAAACAUUCAUCUGACCAAUGAGAUGCUGCAUCACGAUGUAGACUAUUCGCCUUUGGAGGGACGGCACAUUGCCAACUGGCCAAGAUAUACAAUCCUACGUGGCAAGGUGGUUUGGGACAGGGACAAUGGAGGGAUCGUCGGCGAGAAGGGCUAUGGUCAGUUUGUCAAGCGUGAAACUGCAACUUUAAACAAUGUCUGGGAAAGAGUGGAGGAAGAGGGCGAGUUUGAUCUCGAGAUGCUUGUGUACUUGGCGGUUAUCAUCUUGCAGGUUGCUCGCGUAAGGAGACUUCGCGGUGAGAGUCGAAGGACAACGCGGUAUCAUCAUCACUACUGGGUCGCAAGUAUGGCAACACAUAGACCGUUGCCAAGGGGCAUCUACACACCCCUCCCGACGUUCUUCCUGGACAAUGAAGACCUCGACCUCGAGGCCUUUGCCAAACAUGUCGUCUAUGUCUCGAAAGCAGGCACAGUUCCCGUCGUGGCUGGCUCUGCCGGCGAGGCGACGCACCUGACUGGCUCGGAGCGCGCGCAGCUCGUCCGAACUGCCCGCUCGGCACUAGACGCAGAAGGGCUCACAGACGUGCCAAUCGUCGCGGGCGUCGGCGCAUCGAGCACGCGCGAGACGGUCUCGCUUGCGCACGACGCUGCGAGUGCGGGAGCAGACUAUGCGAUGGUGAUCCCGCCUGGCUACUACGCCAGCCAGCUGCAAAAGAACGAUAGCUUGGCGAUCCAGCAGUUCUUCGUCGACGUUGCCGAGGCCAGUCCGAUACCGGUCGUCAUGUAUAACUUCCCCGGCGUCUCUAGCGGUAUCGAUCUUAGCAGUGAUCUCAUCAUCGAUGUAGUGAAGCAGAGCCCGAAUGUGUAUGGUGUCAAGCUCACUUGCGCCAACGUCGGCAAGAUUACGAGAUUAGACGCUGUCAUCGGAAAUGAUGAGUUCCAGAAGAAGUAUCCCAGGAAGGAUCCAAACCAGAAGUUUCAUAUCAUUGACGGCUACAUCGAUAUUCUACUCCCGUCAAUGGCUAGCGGAGCUGCAGGGGCCAUAUCUGGGCUCCCCAAUAUUGCACCGUUAGCUGACGCCAAAGCCGGUCCUAAUUCUACAACUUUCCAAGAAGCCCAGAGGAUACAGCGGCUUCUGUCUCUAGCAGACGGUGUUGCUGCAGGAGUUGGCAUUGCUGGUCUGAAAAUGAUGGUGCACCAGAGAUUCGGAUACGGGAAGAACCCUCGAAGACCCUUGCUUCCAAUGAGUGACGAGCAAGGGGGAGCUCUAAUGCAAAAUGAAUACAUAGCAGCAGUUAUCAAGGAGGAAGCCACACUUGUUCACCAAUAG
This is a messenger RNA of Thyridium curvatum, 2589 nucleotides long. RefSeq lists its product as uncharacterized. Lineage: Eukaryota; Fungi; Ascomycota; Sordariomycetes; Thyridiales; Thyridiaceae. The coding region runs from base 1 to 2589 and encodes 862 amino acids. Gene Ontology annotation, cellular component: cytoplasm. Gene Ontology annotation, molecular function: hydrolase activity, acting on carbon-nitrogen (but not peptide) bonds; lyase activity. The transcript is spliced from 8 exons. The record is from RefSeq and is a predicted model, not a curated record.